UGUGUGGGUGUGUCUGAGCAUCAUGCGUUAUACUGAAUAAAUUCACGAAAGAAAUGAGGACAAAUAGCAAAAUCUAAGCUCAUACCUCAUGUUUUUCUUCACGCAAGCAAGCAGCUAAGUGUGGAGGUUACUUAAGCCUUUGCUCCCUCGCGUGGCUUUAAAGCCUUCUUUCUUUCCUCAUUAAAUCUUCAUUAAAAUCACUUCCCCCACCAAACAUAUCCUAAAUUCCUCAAGCACCACCAUUCCUUCUUCUCCUCCUCCUCUCAUUUAAUUCCUCCUUUCCUCUUUCCUUCAAAUUCAAAGCCCAUUUCUAUCACCAAUUAAAACCCUAGGAUUUUUUUUCCUUUUUAACCUAAUUAUUACAUCAAAAUACUUUCCCCUUACAUAUAUAUUCAUUUAAACGAAAAAGUCAUACUUCUUACCCAUUAGAGAUCAUGAGUCUAAAUUCUUGCAGCAGCGGCGGUAGCGGUAGCGGCGGCAACGCAAGUGGUAGUGGAUGCGGCGGUGGUGGCAGCAGCAGUAGCCCUUGCGGCGCGUGCAAGUUUUUGAGGAGGAAGUGCGUGGCUGGGUGCAUUUUUGCUCCGUACUUUGACUCGGAGCAAGGAUCGGCCCACUUCGCGGCCGUGCACAGGAUUUUCGGGGCGAGCAACGUGUCUAAGCUCCUUCUCAACAUUCCACCCAACAGGAGGCUUGAUGCUGUGAUCACCAUUUGCUUUGAAGCACAAGCAAGGCUUAGAGAUCCUGUGUAUGGCUGUGUUGGUCACAUCUUUGCCCUUCAGCAACAGGUGAUCGCUUUACAGGCAGAAAUCACCUUCUUGCAAGCCCACAUCCCAACAACUGAGUUGCAGAUGCCUCCACCCCCUCCUCCACCACAAGCGGCGGUGGCACCACCAGCUUUUUCAAUCUCAGACCUUCCAUCCACCACCACAGUGGCCAUGCCAGCCGCCAACUAUGACUUAUCUGCACUUUUUGACCCACUCCCUUCAUGGGCUGUGCAACAAAGAGCCAUGGACCCACGCCAAUACUUGGCUACAGGCCCAUCACCAACCACUAGUGGUGCUUUUCAUGCUGUGGCACGUGAGUAUGCUCAUAGACAUGGGCCUGCUGCACCUGGGCCUUAUGGGCCUCAUGGGCCAUCCUCCAAUGCCUCCUCAUCUCUAUCAAAAUUUUCUAAAUGAUUAUAAAACAAAUCUUUUGACUUCAAUCAACUAAUUAAACUGUUUCUUUUUUUCCCCCAUUGGUUGAUCAUGGGAAACUAGCAUGAGAUCUUAGAUUUUCAAAUACCUUUUAAUACUUGAGAAAGCAAUUAUUAAGACAAUUGUGAUUAUAUCGUUGUCGUCCCCUUCCUGUGUUGGUUUAUUUACUAUGACAUGCAUUAUUAGAGCUUAGUCAUAUUUUGAAUCUCUUUCACAUUCACUUUCAUGCAUAUUGAUAGUAUAAAGCCCUGAAAUUGUUUGCUAUGUUUGUAAGUUGUUUAGUUUCAUAUUUGCAAUCUUUAUAUCCUAUAUUUGAAAGAUUUAGCAUGAAAGGCUUUUAUGCCAAUUUGGGGAGUUGCUCCUCGGUUAGAGCUGAGUUGUGGGGUGUGCUUAAAAGCCUUAGGUUGGCUAAAGGGUUGUCUCUGGACACAAUUCAGGUAGAGAUGGACUCGAAGAUAGCCUAUGAUCUGAUCACUAUCAAGUGUCCAGGGGGUCAUCCUUGUGAGGAUUUGGUAAAGGAGAUUGUGGGGUUGGCGAGUGAUGGUUGGGUUGUUUCUUUUCAUGUUAUCAAUAGGGAAGCUAAUAGGAGUGUUGAUUGCCUAGCUAGAUUGGGGCAUGGGGUUGUAGAAAUGGCGUUUGAUUUUUCUUGUAUUCCCACUACGUCGGGUCCUAUCCUUAGGGAUGAUAUUGUUGGGGUUGCUUUCCUAGGUCUGUGUAGUUUGUUUUUUUUUUGGUUUUAUCCCCGCCAAUAUAUCAAAAAAAAGAAAGAUCUAGCAUGUCCAGACUUGUUUGGAAACAAAUUUGCUAAUAGGUUGGUUGUGUGUAGCUAGAGCAAGGGGAUUGAUUUUGGUUUAGUUGCUAAGAAAGGUAAGAUUCAACAAAAAUCUCGUAAUGUUGGUCGCACGACCUCUGCGCCGAGCUUUGGCUGAGCCGGUGCUUCCCCACCGAGGCAUGCAUUUGCAACAACAACAACGAGAGAGUUAGAGGGAGAGGGAGAUAAUCAGGAGUCAAAGACGAGUCAUAAAUGAAAUGGUACCUUGGGAUGAGAAAGAGAGGGGGGUCGGGUCUUUGAUUCGAUGAAAGAGUGAAAUAUAUGGGACUUAGAGAGAGAUAUAAGAUACGUGAGAUCGAUGAUACGCUUGAUUAGUACUCCAACAUCAUGAUAUAUGAUUAUGGAUUAAAUAUAAGUUUAAAAUGUUCUAACUGGUAUAUAGUUUGUAAAUUUUUAUUAAUUUUUUAUUAUUUGCUA
Molecule: messenger RNA, 2445 nt
Organism: Lotus japonicus
Lineage: Eukaryota; Viridiplantae; Streptophyta; Magnoliopsida; Fabales; Fabaceae
Product: LOB domain-containing protein 30-like
Exons: 2
Coding region: 435-1178 (247 amino acids)
Biological process (GO): hormone-mediated signaling pathway; positive regulation of DNA-templated transcription
Cellular component (GO): nucleus
Source: RefSeq, a predicted model, not a curated record